CAAGGCGUGCACGCGCACUGUGUUUAGCUGUAUCGCUUGGCUACGGUUAUUCUGGGCUGAAAGAUGAGAAACCGCGGAGCUUCCCAGCUGGGAUGUUGUGGCUAGACCGCGUUGGCUUAUCUGUACCGCUAGUGUUAGGCUCAGGAGACUGUGAGAAGCCGAGGGGGAGGUGAGGUGUGUCUGAAGCGUGUAGGCUCUGCGAUGAAGAAGAUUUUUGGCUUCGGAAGUAAGAAGGGCGAGUCGCUCUUCGGCUCCUCCACCAGCCCGCGGAGAGAGAGCGGUAAUCGGGUCAACUCCCGGCCCGAGUACCACAUCCGACCCAAGGAUCUCGGGAAGGUCCACAAAGCUGCCAGCGUGGGCAACGUAGCCAAAGUGCAGCAGAUUCUGUUGCUUGGGAAGAAUGGCUUGAACGACAGGGACAAGAUGAACAGGACUGCUCUCCAUUUGGCCUGUGCCAAUGGCCAUCCGGCAGUGGUAACUCUCCUAGUGGAGAGAAAAUGCCAGCUUAACCUCUGUGACAACGAAAACAGGACAGCGCUGAUGAAGGCCAUACAAUGCCAGGAAGAGGAGUGUGCAACUAUUCUGCUGGAACAUGGUGCCGACCCAAAUGUCAUGGACGUCAGUGGCAACACUGCUCUCCACUAUGCUGCCCUUUAUCAGAAUAUAUCACUCGCAGCAAAGCUGCUUUCACAUGACGCCAACAUUGAAGCAAGCAACAAGGAGGGCUUCACACCACUUUUACUUGCUGUAAGUGAAAACAAGCAGCAAAUGGUGGAAUUUUUAGUAAAGAAAGAAGCAAAUAUACAUGUAGUUGAUAAGAUGAAAAGAACAGCCCUCAUACUUGCUGUAAACAAUGAUUCAACAAAUAUAGUCAGGCUGCUUCUUCAAGAAGGUAUUGAUGUCUUUUCUCAAGAUUUCUAUGGAAGGACCGCAGACGAAUAUGCUCGUAUUUAUGGUUUUCAUAUCAACUGCCAACUGAUUUCUGAAUAUAAAGAAGAAAAGAGACCUAAAACUCCUUCUCAAAAUAGCAACCCAGUGGUUAAGAAUUCUGAAGAAGAGUCUUUAAGCAGCCUUUCCAACAAACCUGGUGUUGAUGAUUCAUGGCCUACAUCAGAUGAUGAAGACUUAGAUUUUGAUACCAAGAAUGUCCUGAAACCAAGCUUAACAAAGCUAAUGAGUGCUUUUCAGCAAUCCAAGAAAAACAUAGAAGCAAAAUGUGGCAUCGUGAGACCAGAAGAGAGAACCUUCUUUGAGCACAAUAGUUCUGAUAGUGGAAAUGAAGAUGUGGCCAAAACCUUUCCCAAACCAUCAAUCCAGGGGGUCUCUCAUCCUGCUUUCCCAUCACCUGAACCUCUCCCAAAACCUCUCAAGUCUUUAGCAGGCCUUGGUCUUACAAAGGAAGGAGCAACAAAUCCAGAAAUUGGAGAAAAAGAAAAUGAUACUGAUAUUGAAAGCACUCCACAAGAGCAAACAGAUCAUAACAAUUUGACUUCUGUUGAUGGAGCUCAGAAAAAUAUUAGGAGUGAUAUGAUGUCAGCAUUAGGAUUAGGAGAAGAGGAAGGUAUAGAAUCACCUUGGGAUUCUGAGAGUAUCUCUGAGAGACUUCCAGAGAAUUAUGUUGAUCAUUUAUCUGGAGCUGCAGGUCAAAGAGGAAAAAACAUAUUAAAUGGACAAGUAGAAGAUGUGCCUUAUAUACCUUCUUGCAUGAGUGGAUCGAGAAACUUUAAGAUGACUAAACUAGAGGAUCCAAGAAAUGUAGGCAUACCAGUAGCCCACAUGGAUUCUCCUGAAAAAUAUCCUCACUUGAAGCCUGCAGUUGGAGUGAAAGAUUCUGUUCCUAAUAAAGCAGUAGGAAUGAAGGAUUUACAAACAGCCAGAUCAGAUAUGAUGUCAGCAUUAGGAUUAGGAGAAGAGGAAGGUAUAGAAUCACCUUGGGAUUCUGAGAGUAUCUCUGAGAGACUUCCAGAGAAUUAUGUUGAUCAUUUAUCUGGAGCUGCAGGUCAAAGAGGAAAAAACAUAUUAAAUGGACAAGUAGAAGAUGUGCCUUAUAUACCUUCUUGCAUGAGUGGAUCGAGAAACUUUAAGAUGACUAAACUAGAGGAUCCAAGAAAUGUAGGCAUACCAGUAGCCCACAUGGAUUCUCCUGAAAAAUAUCCUCACUUGAAGCCUGCAGUUGGAGUGAAAGAUUCUGUUCCUAAUAAAGCAGUAGGAAUGAAGGAUUUACAAACAGCCAGAUCAGAUAUGAUGUCAGCAUUAGGAUUAGGAGAAGAGGAAGGUAUAGAAUCACCUUGGGAUUCUGAGAGUAUCUCUGAGAGACUUCCAGAGAAUUAUGUUGAUCAUUUAUCUGGAGCUGCAGGUCAAAGAGGAAAAAACAUAUUAAAUGGACAAGUAGAAGAUGUGCCUUAUAUACCUUCUUGCAUGAGUGGAUCGAGAAACUUUAAGAUGACUAAACUAGAGGAUCCAAGAAAUGUAGGCAUACCAGUAGCCCACAUGGAUUCUCCUGAAAAAUAUCCUCACUUGAAGCCUGCAGUUGGAGUGAAAGAUUCUGUUCCUAAUAAAGCAGUAGGAAUGAAGGAUUUACAAACAGCCAGAUCAGAUUUGUCAGCAGAACUAGACUUAGAAGUAACAUCGGAGGAAGCACAAGAAAGGCUUAAUGGAAAUGAAAAUAACCACUCACAGGUUGAAGAAGCAAAGAAGAAGCACAAAAGUAGUGAAAUGGAAGUAUCAGAAAACAUAUAUGAUGCUGAUGAUAGUGGAUUAAUUCAACAGAGAAAGAGCAGAAAAACUAAUAACCAACAGUUUCCUACCAUGGAGAAUGAAGAUUCUGAUAGGGCUACAAAGGAAACAUCUAAUGAAAAGAACAAGGUCAAAGAGCAAAUUAAUUCUAUGAAUGACCUUGAUGACUUAACUCAGUCAUCUGAAACAGCUUUUGAAGAUUGCCAGAUGCUUUACUCUAAUUAUAAGAAUUUCAUGUUGCUAAUAGAACAACUUGGCAUGGAGUGUAAAGGUGGGUUCCUGACCACUGCGCCACCAGUGAAGUCCCUGACAAUCUGCUUUUUAAUUGAGGUGUUCAGACCAUUUUCACUUAAUGUGAUUAUUGAUACAGUAGACUCUGUUAGCUUAUUGAAAAUUCGGGAUGCAGUUCUUUCAUAUGAAAGAUUAAUAGAACUUAAAAAAGAUCACUGUGAACUACUUACAGAAAAAAAUAAAAAAAUGGAAAGUAAGGUUACUGGGCUACCAAAGGAGCUAUCAGAAACAAAAGAAAUGAAAUCACAGAUAGAGCAUCAAAAAGUGGAGUGGGAACAAGAGCUCUGCAGCUUGAGAUUCACCCUAAAACAAGAAAAAAAGAAGAGAAGAAAUGCUGACAGGUUAUAUGAAAAAAUUAGGGAGCAGUUAAGAAGAAAAGAAGAGCAAUACAGUAAAGAAGUUGAAAUGAAACAACAACUUGAACUCACUCUCAGAGCACUAGACAUGGAACUGAGGACUGUGAGAAAUAAUCUGAAUCAGGUUGUAGAAGAGCGAAAUGACGCUCAGAGGCAGCUUUCUCGAGAGCAGAAUGCCAAAGUUUUACAAGAUGGGAUCCUGACCAGUCACCUUGCCAAACAAAAGGAGAUAGAAAUGACUAAUAAGGAAAUGAAUUCUGAGGUGUCCGAUAGCCCUAAAAAAGAGAAAGAUCUGUUACAUAAAAACCACAUGUUGCAGGAUGAAGUUGCCAUGCUAAGACUGGAAAUCGACACAAUAAAAUGUCAGAACCAGGAAAAGGAAAAGAAAUAUUUUGAGGACAUUGAAAUUGUAAAAGAAAAGAAUGAUGAUCUUCAAAAGACAAUAAAACUGAAUGAGGAAACAUUAACAAAGACAAUAUUCCAAUAUACUGGACAGCUUAAUGUUCUGACAGCUGAGAAUACAAUGCUAAUCUCUAAGCUGGAGAAUGAAAAACAAAGCAAAGACAGACAGGAAGCAGAAGUGGAAUCCGACCGUUCUAGACUGGCUGCUACCAUACAUGAUCACCAUCAAAGUCAGACAUCAAAAAGAGACCUGGAACUUGCCUUCCAGAGACCAAGAGAUGAGUGGUUACGCUUGCAGGACAAAAUGAAUUUUGAUGUGUCUAACCUGAAAGAUAACAAUGAGAUGCUUUCCCAGCAACUUUCUAAAGCUGAAAGUAAAUUCAGUAGCCUAAAAAGCAAGCUCCAUCACACGAGGGUUGCUCUCAGAGAAAAGACUUUGGUGUUAGAACGUGUACAGAGAGACCUAAGCCAAGCACAGUGUGAAAAGAAGGAACUUGAACACAUGUAUCAAAGCAAACAAGGCAAAGUGAAUAAAUACAUUGGAAAGCAGGAAUCCUUAGAAGAGAGAUUAUCUCAACUCCAGAGUGAAAACAUAUUGCUCAGACAGCAACUGGAUGAUGCGCAAAACAAAGCUGACAGUAGAGAGAAGACAGUAAUUAACAUCCAAGACCAGUUUCAGGAGAUUGUGAAAAAACUUCAAGCUGAAAGUGAAAAACAAGGUCUGAUGCUGGAGGAAAGGAACAAGGAGUUAAUCAAUGAAUGUAAUCAUUUAAAAGAGAGAAUGUAUCAGUAUGAAAAUGAGAAAACAGAAAGAGAAGCACUUGUGAGACAACUUCAACAAGAACUGGCUGAUACCCUAAUAAAGCAAUCUAUGUCAGAGGCUUCACUGGAGGCCACGUCACGUUAUCGUACUAAUUUAGAAGAUGAUGCACAGGAUUUAAAGAAAAAAUUACGUCAAGUCACAAGUCAGUUGCAAGAAGCACAGGAUCGAUGUACAGAGGCCAUGAGAUGUGCUGAGAAGACGCAGGAUCACAUCCAAAAGCUUGAAAUUGAAAAUGCCGAGUUAAAAGCUACAGUCAAAAAGCAAGCGGACAAAAUUGAAGAGCUUCAGAAAAACCUGUUAAGUACAAGUUCAGAUGAAAAGGAGCAAUUAAAGAAAUAUAUUGAGCUAAAACAGUCUCUGGAAUAUAGUUUGGAUCGAGUAAUGAAGAAAAAUACUGAAUUAGAAAAAGAGAUUACUGGACUUAAGAAACUCUUAAAAAUGGCAAGAAGGAAGUUAAAUGAAUAUGAAAAUGGAGAGCUUAGUUUCCAUGGAGAUUUAAAAACCAGUCAAAGUGAAAUGGAUAUUCAGAUUAAUAUGCUAAAACAUAAGACACAAGCAGCAUGUCAAGAAAACUUAGAGCAGUUAAGAGAGAAUCAUAAUGCUUCAAUAAGAAGUCCAAUGGAACUCAGAAUUAAAGAUCUGGAAUCUGAACUCUCCAAAAUGAAAACUUUUCAAGAAGAUUCUACUAAAGCAGAGUUGGAAAAAUAUAAGCAACUCUACCUCGAAGAACUAAAAGUUAGAAAGUCAUUGGCAAAUAUACUAAAGAAGACUAAUAAGAAGCUGGCAAAGGUCAGUACUAAACUACUGGUGGAGAAAGAGCAGAACAGAUCUUUACUCAGCACUCUUACUACGAGGCCAGUCCUGAAGCCACCUUGUGUAGGAAAUAUUAAUAAUCGUUUAGUGCUCAAUAGAUAUCUUACUCCAGGAGAAAACUUAGGGAUUUCUACCUCAAGUUGGCGCCCUUCACAUGAGAGCAUGGAGAUUUACUGGACCAAGAUGUGGCCGGAGAUGGAAAAAAAUAUAACUAGAGUACUAGAAAAAGCUGCUGCUGUUGAAUCAGCAUGCUAUAGAGCUUCUCAUCUAGGAGCUACUGAUGAGUCAAAUCUAAAUCAAGAUCUAGUUUUGAAAACAUCACGAGAAUAUGUACAGAUUUUGAAGAAAGAUUAUAUGAUCUAAAAGAUAAAUAGUAAAAAUUUCCCUCCUGGGUUGUUUGCAUAACAUUUUAGUUGUUUCCCAUUAAACAUGACGUGAAAAUCUGGAUUAAAGGAAAAUAUUCUUGUAUUAUAUGUGUAUGAUGAAAAUUUAUAUAGUAUUUUAAACCAUGUUUCUCUGCAUCUAAGUUACUUUUAAUCAGAUUUUGUGAAUCAAAACACUGUUGAGUUUUACAUACUCAAACUGAGCCUUGAUACCAGCACCCAGACAACCAAACUUGUCAUUAAUAUAUAGUGGUGUUGAUUGAUAGCUUUUUUCUAUUUCCAAUUUUAUCACGAUAUACAGACCUAAAGAUUUAGACAGACAUCAUUUGGAUAUACUGCUGCUAUGGCUAUUGUCAAUGUUUUGGGGUUUUUUUAAUAUUAUUUAUUUUUGAGUGUGUUGAGUCUUCGUUGCUGCAUGCGGACUUUCUCUAGUUGCGGCGAGCGGGGGCUAUGGGCUUCUCAUCGUGGUGGCUUCUCUUGUUGCGG
This is a messenger RNA of Mesoplodon densirostris (Blainville's beaked whale), 6290 nucleotides long. Its product is annotated as ankyrin repeat domain-containing protein 26-like. Gene Ontology annotation, molecular function: protein binding. NCBI's taxonomy places the organism in Eukaryota, Metazoa, Chordata, Mammalia, Artiodactyla, Ziphiidae. The record is from RefSeq and is a predicted model, not a curated record.